CGCUCAUACGCCGUCCUGCGUGACGUCACCACGGAGGCUUCGUCGGUUUCCUCAACUAAACAAGCCAGCCAAGUGAGCCAACCAACCAAGCGACCAAAGCAACAGUCCGACUGUUGUGCUUGCUUUUGAGUGUGUGUGACAAAAAAAACGCGAGCCCAAGUGUGCGCUCCAGGCAGGAAAACGCCCUCGACCCGACCAGCUUCUCCUCGCUCGCGUCGACCCGGUACGUCGCUGCCUCGUUUCGGUGUGCUUUCAGCUGGCGGCGGGGACGGUGAAGAAGAAAAGCCGCGAGUGCUAGCCCACUGAAGGCUGUUUUUACACACCGCCGUGGCUUGUCGGAAGGCGGGGAAUACAAAGCGACGUGUUGCCAGGACGCUCCUCUUCUAACAUUUUGGACAUUUUCGUCAAAGUCUGCUCGUUUUGCUGGGACUCCACAGUGGUUGCACAUGGAUUAUUUGGGAGUGCAAAUGCAGAGGAAGUUGGCCCCUCAGUGUUGUCAGAUGGCUGAUAACGAGAUGUACACCCAACCGAUACUGAAGUAAAUGGAUUGUAAUGUCAAUCCAUCCAUUUUCUAUUGCGCUUGUCCUCAUUUUGGUUCCGGGUGAGCUGGAGCAUAGCACAGGUGACUUUGGGCGAGGGUUGGGGUACAUCUUCGCCAGUCACUCGCACAACAAAUAGAAGAACAACCAAUCAGGUGACGACCAAUCACGGGUCAGCUUGUGAACAUCACAUGAUCAAACUCAAAGUAAAGAUGUCACCUUCUCCUGUGUCAUUUGAGUGAAAAGCUUUUGCAUACAUUCAGCCAUUCACAGAUACAACCAGGAGGUGGGCGGGAGUGUUCUUUUAACUCACACAGAAAUAGGUAGCAUGAGUCGAGAGAGCUUGAGAACCUGCUGGCUUCUCUUUCUCUCUAUACACUCUAUAUUCUUUAACACACCGGAAAUAACUGCAAGGCCGACAAAGCAAUGAACACCUUUUUAUGUUACUUAGCACUCUUUUUUUUGUAUUGUUUGUAUUUUUUUUUCUGUCACGGUUCAAAGAUCCCAAAUAGUUACAUGGAGAUUUUUGUGCACGGUGGACAAAGUGUUAAAGUGGACCACACAACGCGGCAGUGCUCAGAGAGGAAUUUGCUGCUAGCUGUUGCUAUGAUACAACCUUGCUAAAUUACAAGUCUACCAAGUGGCCGAACACGACCUGGCAGUGCGCUGGACGCUUGUCUAGUGUGAGAGGGAGACAGACAGCCUUUGACAGGGUGAAGUUUGACUAUCCAUAACGUGUGCAUGAUUGACUCAUACCACAGCCGUUUCGUUUCAAUUUUUUGUGCUCACUUCUGGUUGAGGACGAUUCACAGCCCUGAGGCUGUGACUUUAAAAAGAGAUAGUGGCACAUUCUAUAUCUGCUCCAUAUGCUCCUGUGUUUCUUUAAAAAAAUAAUCAACCACCAUUUUCUGUGGUGUACAGGAGCUACAAAAGUGUUUUUGGAAGUGCAAAAUGUCAAAGCUACAGAGUGCUUCAAAGUUUGUGAUUGGGAUGAGUAGAAUUAAGCUUGCAUUGGCAAAAAACAAUUAUGAUGAAUACUUGAUUUCCUUUGGCUUGUCUUUCGUCUUGUGAAUUCCAUAUUUGUUCCACUUGUCCAAGGAUGGUUAAACCAAAAAAGCCAUUCAGUAAUCCAUCCGUCCUGCCUUCAAGGUAAAUGGAUAACGACUCUGUUUAACUAUGAACAUUGACAAAGGAAACAUGACACGGUCGUUAAAUGCUCUUCAGAGGUUAUUUAUUUGAGCCACAUGACCGCGUCUUUCAUUUCAAAGGGAAAUGCCAUGCUCUAAACAAAACCUGCAGGAAUGCGUUCCUCAAAAAAAUGAGGGAUAACCUCAGUAUAACCUCAAAGCUUGAACACUGUCGGUUCAACAUCUGUUUUCUGAGUUAGGUCAUGUGACGGUUGUUAAGCUGAGCUGCGAUUGGUUAGCAACUGUGAUGUCAUUUUCAGUUGACAGCAUGUGGCAAAGUGGCCGCCCCCUGAGAUGGGGAGGAGGAGGGGGGGGGAUGCGGGUGGAUAUGGCUGCUUAAUUCAUAUUCUACAGACCCAGUAUUCAUCACAAUGCUGUGUUUGGACUACUAGUGCUGCAUUUUUGAGGAAAAAAAAUAAAAAAUUCUUGACUUCCCAGUUCAAGCUUGUUAUUGUGUCUCAGUUUGGCUCCAAAGAAACUAAAAACUGCUCGUGAUAAGAUAGUGCUGGGCGAUAUGGAAAAUAAAUCUUCUGGCAUGAUAUUGCCCAUGAUAACGAUACACCACAAUAUAUUUUCAGUUACUCUACAAAAACACACUAUGCAAAGCAGUCUUCAUAUUUUUGCUCAAGGGUAUAUAUCAAUCAAAAUAUUCAAUAAAUUGUAAAAAUGUUUCUGACAGAAAAGGAUUAAAUAAUAAAAUAAAAUGGGCUUGACCGGAAUGUCAUUUAUUUUGCAGAUCUCGAAAGUCAAAAUCAAAACGACUGCAUUGUGAAAACAAAUCGUAUUGUUUAUCGAUGCAUUCAAUACACUCACUAAAUGUGCAUUCAUUUUAUGACUGAUGUCCAAUAGUAUCACUUGAAACUUGGUUAUUGACCCCAUUCCAAGUCCCAACUAUUUAAAAAAAGGACACCAUUUUAAAGUCGUCCAUCAAUAUUUAUUACUAGUAUCGGCCCUGAUCUGGAUCAUUGCAUCACUAAAGUAUUUACUACGGCCAGGACCAGAAAAGCUCCCGGGACACUGCACAGGUUCACGUAAGGCUAACCACAAAUUCCAACAAGUCACGGUCGUAAAACUAAUUUUUUAUUAGGUUUGAGUCCAUGUAGAAAGAUGUCUCGGUCAGAAUAUACUGUCUUGACGGCGUAUUGAAACAGUUUUUGUUCAGUUUCCCAUGUGUUUUCCUCAGGGGUGAUAGUGUACAUUCGGGAGGCAAUCGUGACGACGGUCACUUGACAUCGGAGCUGAAUCAGCACCGCGUUGACUCACUGGACUCUUCUCCACUGCAAGUGUACCAACUUACAAAAGCAGGGUUUUCAAACGACAGCGUCAAGUAUGGACAGUACGGAGUGCGUGGGCGUGUAAUGGUGACUAAUCCAAUUUGCGGUUUUAUUCUGGAUCUCGAGUUGUCACUGCGCCCUUAAUCUCUGCGGCAAAAUCUCUCACGGUGUUUCUCAUUGAUUCUUGUGACACUUUUCUUUUUUUUAAUUUCAUAGUGAGUAAACAUAUGGCAAGCUUCUCUUCCGCCCGUUCGUUAAAACCUCAUUUGAGAAACCCACCACCAGGCAUCGAAACGCGGCCCUCGUGUUGAUUCCCCGAUGCCAUUUAGCUGAGCCACUCCUGAGCCGCCUCCAUCCAUUUACUCACUCGGGGAGGCUUGGCUUCCGUUUGUUGCCGUGGGAUACGCCUGUUGCCGAGCACUAUGUCGGAGGACGUGCAGCUCUCCCUUGCCUUGUGCAGAAUUGGGCUUUACAGGUGUUUCCGGGCACUGUGCUGUAAAGGACCGCCACCGCCAAGACCGGAGUAUGAUGUGGUGUGCAUUGGCCUGACAGGUGCUGGAAAGACCAGCCUGCUGUCGCGCCUCUGCAGUGAAGGCGGCAACGGAAUCGUUCCCACCACAGGUUUUAGCAUCAAAGCAGUGCCAUUUCCUAAUGCCAUCUUGAAUGUUAAAGAGCUUGGAGGAGCUGACAACAUCAAGAAAUAUUGGUGCCGCUACUACCAGGGGUCGCAGGGUGUCGUCUUCGUAUUGGACAGCGCUUCAUCAGACGAGGACCUUGAGGCGGCACGUAAUGAGCUACACUCGGCCCUGCAGCACCCUCAGCUCUGCACGCUGCCUUUCCUCAUCCUCGCCAAUCACCAGGACAAGCCCGCUGCAAGGACGCCAAACCAGGUCAAGAAGUACUUUGAGCUGGAGCCGCUGGCCCGGGGCAAGCGUUGGAUCCUGGAGGGCAGCAGCACGGACGACGUGGACGCCGUGAAGGAAAGCUUCGCCCAGUUCAUUAGUCUGCUGGAGGACAAAGACAUGGAGGGCGCCAGAAUAUGACGCCGGUAGUUAACGCCGAGUGACAUGAACGCCGGACGGCGACGCCGACACGUCUCGCCGGUUCGUGCGCACCGACCAAUCCACGCCCCCCCGCCCCCACUCCUCACCCUCCCUCCUUCCGGACUACCUUCCAGGGGCCUUCAGAACCAUGUAGAACCUCGUUAUGACGCUCCUCCUGCACCGUGUGUUGAGGUGGGCUUUGUAAUCUCUAGCUGCACCCCUGCUGACACACACACACACACACAGUGACGCCCAGGUUGUCCGUCAGAUAACUUUAACUCUUCCACUAAUUACUUUUCAGGAUGUCUGAGUGGGAUUUAUGUUGUUUCCACUUGACUUGUGACAAGUAUGUCAUGUACACAUGUUCCAUAUCAACGUGUCAGCGUGUGACGGCAUAUCUUAACCUGAGCCUCGUAGUGCUAUCUCAUGGAGUCUGCUGUACAGUUUACCACACCAUCGGCACCCUGUGCACAGUAGCGCCGCUAAUCACUUGACUGGGCGAUGGCGCCCUACGUCUUCACUGCUUUUUAGUCAUGUGCAGCAAUAUGGCGCUUAAUGUCCGAAAUCAGUUUUGUAUUUUUUUUUUUUUAAUACAUAUCACACCACUUACAGGAAUUUGGGAAUUCUUCCCUCAAGCUAGUGACCAUACGAGUAUUAGGGGCUAACUCAAAAGAAAAAGAAAAAAACAGAAUAAAGAGAACAAUCUGAUUAGUAAUUAAAAAUAAUCGGGUUAUUUAUUGAUAAUGUAAUCAAUUCCUGAGUCUUAUGUUGUAAUAUUAUGAGAAGAAAGUCGUACGACUGAAAAAGUCCGAAUUAACAGGACUGAACACCAGACACUAUCGCGCCACCUCAGUAAAAAUCGAAUACAUUUUACGAGGAAAGUGUUCUUCUUUUGUCAAGAAUGUUCUAAUAUUACGGGGGGAGCCUAUGAAAAUGAAGUCACAAUUAGGAUGGCAGUUUUCCAAGCAUAAAUUUCAAAUAUUAGGAUAAAGUCUUGAUGAGGAAGAGCUCCUGAUUUCACACAUAAUAUUGCAACUUUUACCCCUCCCAAAAAUCUGACGUUCAUCUGUUAUUAUAGUCUUCAUGACUACUUUAUUUUCCUUUUUAAUGUGCUUGUCUUACUUGUAUCAUAAUUGUGCGGGCUGGAUGUAAUGACAAACGCACUCAAUGUGUUUCACGUCAGUAUUUUUGCCUCACCCGUUGAUUUUAUUGUUGGAAUCCUUCGUGGGCCGGCGUUAACAUUGCGACCCAAUACAAAGUCAAUCAAUCAGCCGCAGCAACAGCUGCAUGUGACAAGUCCCUGUCUGACACCCUAAUGCCUUCCAACUGUCUGUGAAGACCCCCUCCGGCCCAGACUGGCCUAGAGCCCCCACACGCACAUGCCCGAGUGUAUUUGCGUUCCUUUUAUUUUUUAUUUUUUUAUUUUUUUUUAACCCCCCCCCCCCCCCCCCUCAGCUCUUCACAUCACGUACCCGCCAUCCAUUCUGCAACAACAAACAACAGGACAACUUUCCGUCUUUGCUGUUGUCUUUUUUCCAUCUUUGCUUCUUCAGUCUUGACUCGUUUUCUGUCUACGUCUAUUAAAUUUGUAAUAAUCGAAA
Molecule: messenger RNA, 5644 nt
Organism: Hippocampus zosterae (dwarf seahorse)
Lineage: Eukaryota; Metazoa; Chordata; Actinopteri; Syngnathiformes; Syngnathidae
Product: ADP-ribosylation factor-like protein 15
Exons: 6
Coding region: 3423-4043 (206 amino acids)
Molecular function (GO): GTP binding; GTPase activity
Source: RefSeq, a predicted model, not a curated record